Molecule: messenger RNA, 717 nt
Organism: Fonsecaea multimorphosa CBS 102226
Lineage: Eukaryota; Fungi; Ascomycota; Eurotiomycetes; Chaetothyriales; Herpotrichiellaceae
Exons: 6
Coding region: 1-717 (238 amino acids)
Biological process (GO): glutathione catabolic process
Cellular component (GO): cytoplasm
Molecular function (GO): gamma-glutamylcyclotransferase activity; glutathione specific gamma-glutamylcyclotransferase activity
Source: RefSeq, a predicted model, not a curated record
AUGAGUCCAGUUAACACGCAAGACUUCUGGCUCUUUGGCUAUGGGAGUCUGAUAUGGAAGCCUCCCCCACACUUUGACCAGCGGAUUCCAGGGUAUAUCAAAGGUUACGUUCGGCGCUUCUGGCAGACGCGUCAACUCACUUUGUUGAGCAAACAUACCAGCGAGGACCAUCGUGGGACCUCUGACGCCCCGGGAAGAGUGGUCACGUUGAUUGAGAGAUCCUUUUGGGAAACGCUUGACGAUCCUCAACGCCAUACAGAAGGAGACGUGGUGUGGGGUGUUGCCUAUCAUAUCAUACCCUCGAAAGUGAAAGAAGUCCAAGAAUACCUGGAUAUUCGCGAAAUAAAUGGGUACAGCAUCCAAUACACUCCUUUCCACCCAGCAGACACUUCGCUUGCAGAUCUUCAUUGCCUGGUCUACAUUGGUAUGCCUGACAAUCCUCAAUUCUUGGGUGCUCUAUCGCCGGAUGAAGUUGCAGAAACGAUCAACACCAGCAUCGGUCCCAGUGGGGAGAACAGAGAAUACCUUCUCCAUCUCGAGCAGGCCCUGGAAGAAUUGAGUCCAAACAGCCACGAUGAACAUGUCACAGACCUUGCCCGACGAGUCCGAGCUCUCACUCCACCUCUUAGAGUUUCGCGCCGCCCGUUUGCACCUGACAACGCCUUGCGAAAAGUCAACAGUACUGAGGAGCAGGAGGAGAUAGAGAAGGAAGUAUGA